UCCUCGCAUCUUCUUUUUCUUCUUAGGGGCCGCGGCUUCAACAAUCAGAGGAGAGGUUUUUUCCGCCGGACAAUAUCCCUCUCGAAAUUAAAUUGUUAACAUUGUUAGGGUUCCUUUUCGGUUAGCACCUGUGCUCUGAUUCAUUCUCAGGCUACCCUUUUCCAUGGCGAAGCCUUCAACCGUAUCGAAUUCUAUCCCAAUCACUGUUAAUGCACGCGUCAAGGAGGAACAUGGCGCAGUAGCGUCAACUUCAGUGUCUCUGCGAUCGAUACCGUCUCAGCAAUUUCCAAUGAAGCCUGUCAAAGGAGAGCAAGAUGAUGUUACAAACGGUCAGCUUCCAUUGGUGGUGUCGUCAGUUUCAUCAGCGUAUGAAGAUAAUAACCGUGCGGCUGAAAUUGCGAAAUCGGUGAAUGAACUCGGCAAUUUCGCUGUUGCUAUAAAUGCGUUCACUAGCUUGUUCGAUGAAUUGCAAAAGCAUGUGGAUUUUAUCGACAAAGCCAUCGACGCGAGGUCUGAAGAGCUUGCUCUGCUCUCCAAUACAACGCAGAAUACGGCGACAGUGUCUUGUACUCCUUUGGCAGGAGGCAAUGUUCAAAGUACGGAACCCGUGAAUACCCAACCUACUCUGGUGAAAGAGAAUGAAUUGCAUUCAAAUCAGAAAUUGAAAGCGAAGACCGAGAAUGGCGAAGGAGAUGGAUCCCUAAAUGAUGUUGUUUCGAUUUGCCGAACCAUGUGCAGCCGUGGCCUCCGUAAAUAUAUAGUAUCAAAUUUAUCACAGCCGGAGAAACUCCGUGAGCAAGUUCCCGCGGCUCUCAAGAGUGCCCCGAAACCAUCCAAACUCGUGUUUGAAUGCAUUGGGCGGUUUUUUCUCCAGGGAAGCAGAGCCUACAACAAAGACUCUCCGAUGAUUCCUGCUAGACUAGCUUCAAUUCUUGUUCUGGAAUAUUAUCUCUUGUCCGGUUGCACUGAUAAUGAGAAAGACAUUAAUCAUUCCUUGAAGGAAGAAGCUAGCUUGGCUGCCACUGCCUGGAAGAAAAGACUGAUCGUCGAAGGUGGUGUUUCAAAGGCUUGUGAAAUUGAUGCAAGGGGUUUGAUUCUUUUCGUUGGUGGCUUCGGUAUUCCAGCUAGUUUCAGGCAUGAAGAGAUACGGGAUUUGAUUCGUUUGAGCAAUCCUAGGGAAAUUAUGCAUGCCCUUCGUCAGUCUCGUGGCCUUCUUAAGAAGGUUUCAGAUAUUGCUGAUGGAUUGAUGAAGAAGGGAAUGGUUGCUGAAGCUGUUGACCUGGCAUAUAUAUUUGGAUUUGAAGAAAAACUUUCCCCUCAGACAAAUUUGACUUCAUAUCUGCAGAAGUCUGAAGAUUCUUGGAAGAAAACUAAACAAGAAACUUGUGGUUCAGCUACUGCGUUGAAGCAAGCUGAUGAAAAAUACUUAGCUGCUCUGAGAUCUGUAGUAAAUUGUUUGGAAGGUCACAAAAUUGAUCAUGCAGAAUUUCUUCCUGGAUCGAAACUAAAGGAGAAGAUAAGCAACCUGGAAAAAGAUAUUGAUGAUGCCAAUAAAAAAAUCCAAGACAUGGUGGUGUCAAAGAGAAAAAUGGAUAAAAAUGAUUCUUCAAACAAAUUGAAGGCUCCAGAGUCAAAGCGAUCAAGGUUGAAUGUGAAAGAUCCAUCUCUAGUCUCCUUCUUGCAAGAGCAAAGGAUUAGUAGUAACAUGGAUGGAAAUAACUUGUACGAUGUUUCAUUGACGGCACAUAUGCUGAGUAGUAGACCCUCUAGCCAUUUAAAUAAUUACCCCGCUGCAACAUCUGUACAACUUGGAUCUGCUGCAGGGCCUUUGCUGGAUAGUGUCUUUGGAGGUACAUUAGCAGGGGGUGGUAAGCUUAUAGGUGCUGGAAUUGGUGGUACAGCUGGUUCAUUUUCUGGAUAUCACGGUGAUAAAGUAGUCGACAAUGUUGGGACAAUGUUGAAUACCAAUGACCAUCUCUACAGACAGCUUGGAAUAAGGGAAUCUGUAUUAUCUCACGAGAGGUUAGUCGGGCGACCUGUAUCAGCACGAGUAAGCAGUCUGUAUGGGGUGUCACCAUCUGUAGAGAGUUUUGCAGGCUUGCAAGAUCAUCCUUCUUUGUCUUCUGCUGGUCGUAUUGGUGCCUCUGAUCUAUAUAGCUUUGCUGACGCCAUUUAUGAAGGGGGCUCAUUCCAGGCCAGCAGCUCUGCCAAGGCCACCAAUGUGCCACCCAUUCUUCCUGGCCGUAGUUCCUCAUACAUGUAUUAGAUAGACCCCAGAUGCAUCUGUUGAUCGGGGUAACUGGAAGCUUGUGCCAUUCAUUAAACUUCUGUACUGGGAAAAUUAGCCUCGUCAACUGGCUAAGUAUGAUAUCUGCCCUCACAAACCCAUUAACUACACAGGUUUGGUUAUUUUAAUUCAACAUGCCAAUGUUGAAACUAAAUUUGCCGCAGAUUGCUGUGGAUAUUGUGCUAAGCUGGUCUUUAGUGUCUAUUUUUACUCAUGUAUCCCCUAAGGGAACAAAGCUGUAGACGUGUACAAUGUUAAAUUUCUCAGAAGUUUAUCCAUUCGAGCAUUUUGGCGUUACUGGGUAGUACCGGUUUUCUAACUUGUACCGCCAGAUUUUGUUAUGUAAAAUGAGGAAGGUGUAAAGUCCCUGUAGCAGCCGAACCCUGGGUGACUCGGCUGUUUUGAUAA
Molecule: messenger RNA, 2695 nt
Organism: Prosopis cineraria
Lineage: Eukaryota; Viridiplantae; Streptophyta; Magnoliopsida; Fabales; Fabaceae
Product: protein FRIGIDA
Exons: 3
Coding region: 164-2266 (700 amino acids)
Source: RefSeq, a predicted model, not a curated record